AUGGUGGUUAAUAAAAUUUCAGUUGCAGAUCUUGUUAAGUUUGAGGAGGGAGAUAGGAUUGAUAUUGGAGAGCUUGAGGAGAACAAGGAAUCUGUGUAUGCAGCGGUAAGAGAAGAAGCCUUUGAUGCAAUUGAGCAAGGCCGAAGGAAGAUGGCGAAGAAGAAAGACGAGGAUUUCUAUGAGAUUAUUCCGUCGACGAAUUUGGAGAAGUCUAUGGACAGGAUUCUUCAUGGAGAAAGAAAGAAGGAAUCAAGGGCAAUAGUCUUUGAAAAGAACCUCAAGUAUGAGUUUGAUAAGAAGAUGAGAAGGAUCAAAAGAAUAAAAAGCAAGACAUAUAGGCGUAUCCGAAGACAGAGCAAACUUAAGAGCAAGGAGGCAGGAGAAGAAAAAGAAGGGGAGGAUGUUCAUGAGGACGAAAGACAAAAACGCAUUCCAGACAUACUCCUCAAGGAGAUAGAAGAACCUGAGGAUGAGAAGACACCCAUACUCAGCUUUGGGGGAGAUGAGGAAGAGGAAGACGGCCAGGAGAAACUUGUAAGGCUUGCAUUUAAGGAUGAUAUGGAGGAGAACGAAAAAGCCUUUAUAAAGGAAAAGGCAGAGACUGUGGAGAAGGAAGCGCCAAGAAUAGAGGAGACUGUCCUUCCUGGAUGGGGAGAAUGGGCAGGUCCAGGGUUGGAGAUUGUCAAAACAAAGAGUAAUACCAUAAGAAAUGUCGUGGAAGGAAUAAAGUAUUCCAACAGAAAAGACUUCAAUAGAUCACACGUUAUAAUCAAUGAAAACAUAUCUUCUGUAGACAAGAAAUUCCUAGCAGAGCUACCCUUUGGAUAUACCGAGGGCGAGUACAACGAAAAGAUCGAUGCUUCCAUAUCCAGAGAGAGAAAUACACUUCGAAUUUUUAGAAAGCUUGUCCGAACAAAAACAGGAUAUAGAAACGGAGAAGUAAUCGAACCGUUCCACUACAACCUUGAAUGA
Molecule: messenger RNA, 972 nt
Organism: Encephalitozoon intestinalis ATCC 50506
Lineage: Eukaryota; Fungi; Microsporidia; Unikaryonidae
Exons: 1
Coding region: 1-972 (323 amino acids)
Biological process (GO): rRNA processing
Cellular component (GO): small-subunit processome; nucleolus
Source: RefSeq, a predicted model, not a curated record